Molecule: messenger RNA, 1557 nt
Organism: Penicillium cosmopolitanum
Lineage: Eukaryota; Fungi; Ascomycota; Eurotiomycetes; Eurotiales; Aspergillaceae
Product: CRAL-TRIO domain-containing protein
Exons: 4
Coding region: 1-1557 (518 amino acids)
Source: RefSeq, a predicted model, not a curated record
AUGACCGUCACACCCGAUUUGUCGACCGGGUAUGUCGGAAACCUGACACCCGACCAAGAUUUAAAGCUGCGUGAACUAUGGAUCAUCCUGUUCACCUCUAUCUCCUCUGUUCUCUCUAAGAUAUACGACGUACCAAUCCCAAAGGGCUCGCCAAGCAAGCUAUUCGAGGUUUUUGAGAAAAUCAAGGAGCCAACUGUCGAUGCCAUCCUUAGUGCCCUAAAGGGAGAUGACGCCAACGAUACACACCAGUCAAAUGGCACAAACGGCACCAAUGGUACUACCAAUGGCGAUAGCCAAGAGCAGAAGUCGCUUGACAAAGUGGAAGACCUCAUGAGCAAUGGCGAUGCCCAGAAAAACAUUAAGGAGGAAAUGGCGACUCGGAAGGUUUUGCCAGAGCACUUUUCCGUUGUUUUCGAUCAACUGCGCAAGUCAGGCGUCAGUGAUUCGGAAAUUAAGUCUAUGGAAAAGAUCCUGGCAAAAAUGACCCCCCAGGAUAUGUGCUUCGCUAUCCUAAAGAUGGCGAAACAGGAACACCCCGACAGCUUAUUGCUCCGUUUUCUACGAGCCAGAAAGUGGGAUGUUGGAAAAGCUUUCACAAUGUUGGCAACCAAUAUCUUGUGGAGAAAGGAGAUGGAGGUUGACGAUGAUAUCCUGCCUAAAGGAGAGUUGUAUGCUCUUGAGCAAUCUCGCGAUGACAAGCUAUCCACCAAGGAAAAGAAGGAAGGUAAUGAUUUCAUUGCGCAGUUGAAGACUGGUAAGAGCUUUUUGCACGGCUUCGAUAGACAGGGCCGACCGGUCAACUAUGUGCGAGUCAAGAUUCAUAAACCUGGGGCCCAAAGUGAAGAGGUCCUUGAGAGAUACAUUGUUCAUGUUAUCGAGUCAACUCGACUAAUUGUGGCCCCGCCCGUCGAGACAGGAACUAUUGUCUUCGAUAUGACAGGAUUUGGCUUGUCGAACAUGGAGUACCAACCAGUCAAGUUUAUUAUCAAGUGCUUUGAAGCAAAUUACCCAGAAUCAUUGGGUCAGCUUCUGAUUCAUAAUGCACCUUGGAUUUUCUCAGGUAUCUGGAAACUCAUUCACGGUUGGAUGGACCCAGUUGUCGCCUCCAAGGUGCACUUUACCAAGUCUGUGAAGGACUUGGACAAGUAUAUUUCCCGCGACCAGAUCCCGAGAGAGCUCGCUGGCGACGAAGACUGGGAGUACAAAUAUGUCGAGCCCAAGGAAGAUGAGAACGAAAGAAUGAAAGACAAGUCCACUGGUGAUGAGAUCAUGUAUGAGAGACUGAUGAUCGGCAUCAAGCUACUGGCGUCAACAGCUGCAUGGAUCUCAGCUACUACCUAUGCAGAGGGCAAACAAGAUGCCAUAAAAGUGGAAGAACUGAAGGCGCGACGAAGCACGGUCGUUGAGGACUUCAGACAGAACUACUGGAAGAUCGACCCCUAUAUCCGGGCGCGGGCGCUCAUUGAUCGGUCUGGGGUUCUCGAACCCGGUGGCAGAGUGGUGGUGACCCCAGAGACUACCAAGAAGAACGGCUCCAGUUCUGUUAAGAUUGAAUGA